AUGCGUUUCGGACUCGCUGCUCUCUUCCUCGUCGUCGGCACUGGCCUUGCCGCCCCUCUCGCCCGACGAUCUCUCGUCAGCGACGUUGGCGGCCUUCUCGGUGGAAUCACCCAGGGCGUUGUGGUCGAUGUCGUCGCCCUUGAGGCCCAGCUUGUCGCCCUCCUGGGCCCCAUUGUCCAGAAGAUCGAGGCUGUUCUUCCCGUGACUCUGGCUGCCAAGCUUGUCAGCCUUGUCCAGGGUGUUGAGGGCAAGGUUGUUGCCACCGCCGACAUCGACAACGUUGUCCAGAUUGUUGGCGAGGCUCUUGCCAUGGUCGCUCAAGGUGUUGAUAUCAGCGCUGUCAACGCAUACCUCAACGCUGCCACCGGCGGUUCUCUUACCACCCUUGAGGUCGCUCUUGGCGUCAACAACCUCACCGAGGUCCUUGGCCUUGUCCAGUAA
Molecule: messenger RNA, 441 nt
Organism: Trichoderma aggressivum f. europaeum
Lineage: Eukaryota; Fungi; Ascomycota; Sordariomycetes; Hypocreales; Hypocreaceae
Exons: 3
Coding region: 1-441 (146 amino acids)
Source: RefSeq, a predicted model, not a curated record